AUGGAGCAGACAAACGGCGAUGCUGCCGAUGGCCAAAAAUUGGCUGCCAGCGUGUCGAUUGAGAUGCAGCCGAUUGCCGCUGACAUUUACACACAGCCAAAUGGUGUGGAACGGGUCGGCUCGUCGAAUAUCAUGGAGUCUAUCGCUACCGCCUUCUCCAAAUCCAUGAUUGGCACAUCCAUCACCAACUUCGCCGAUGGCGUCGAGGGUGCGAUCGCUAAGAAGCUGUCGUACGGUUUGAUGACGGCGGACAGCGUGAUUGAGCUGGCUCGCAUGAAAGAUGAGUCCGUAGUCGAGAAGGUUACGGAGCAGGUGCAGCAGUUGCACCCAUCUGGACACAAAUCCAGGUUCUCAGCGGCUCCAGUGGAAGACAUUGUGGAACAGUUCGGUCUGCAGGAUCUGACGUUUGGACUUUCAACGGUUCAGAGCAACUUGAACCGUGAUUUUUACGGCAGGAAUAUUUUGGAGGGGUCGAAGAAGGUUCCGCUGUGGUAUUUGUACAUCAGCCAGUUCUUCAACUUUGUCGUUAUCAUGCUGCUGGUUGCUGCCAUAGUUAGCAUUGCACUUGGUAACAUUGUGGAAGGUGUGUUCAUCCUCAUCAUCACAAACAUCAACGCGGCCAUGGCCACCUACAUGGAGAAAUCAGCGGCCAAUGCGUUGGAGAAGUUGGCUGAGAUAUCUUCGCCCACCACCACUGUGGUGCGUGACGGUAAAGAAACGAUUAUCGAUUCGAAGGAUGUGGUUCCCGGAGAUGUCGUCAUCCUUAAAAUGGGUGACACUGUCCCCGCCGACAUGCGUCUUUUCGAGGUGAACGAAAUCCGGGUAAACGAGGCUUUGCUGACGGGUGAAUCCGAAGCUGUCAAGAAGGAGCUGAUAGCGAGGGAUAUGAACUCGCCUUUUGCCACAAACCUGUGUUUUGCAUCAACUUCCGUCGUCUCCGGUUCUGCGCGUGGAGUGGUGAUAAGCACUGGUAUGGAAACACAGGUGGGCCACAUCGCGAAGCAGCUAAAAAAGGCGACGCAAGGCAAUGACAUGACACCUCUUCAGUCGAGUCUCAACAGCUUGGGUGGUAUUAUUGGUCUCAUAUCUAUUGGUGUUCUUAUCUCAAUUAUCAUUGUGGCCAUUGUCACCGGGUACGAAGACCCCACCAGGCCGGACACUAACCGCGUCUUGUCGAUUGUUCUGCUCGCUGUAGGAUUUGCGGUGUCGUCGAUCCCAGAGGGACUGCCUAUGGUUGUGACGAUUUCGCUUUCCAUCGGUGCCAGCGACAUGGCCAAGAGGAACGCGAACAUCAGGAAGCUCCCCGCUGUGGAAACGCUGGGAUGCUGCUCCGUUAUCUGCAGUGACAAGACGGGCACUUUAACCGAGGGUAAGAUGACCACUACGACGCUUGUUGUGUUCCACAGCCGCGAUGAAAAAUGGGCGAGCGAGGAGCUAAGCUUCUAUCCCACGAUGGGGUUCAAUCCGUACGGCGGUGUUUUCCAAAGUGAGCACCUCACGGAGGAGGUUAAGGCGGAGCUUCUGCAAUGCGCCAAUGAGGAGCGCUCUUGCGAGACUGCUGAGUUCAACGUCUGUGGCAGGGACGUCAACACCACGACGUCGCAGCAGGUGAAGGCUUGCAUGCUUGCCGCGUGCCUGAACUCCAAUGCCACUCGUAUAGAGAAGGACGAGAAGAACAACAGGUGGAAGGCUGUGGGUAACAUGACCGAAUGCCCGCUGAUUGUGGCUGCCGCCAAGUGUGGCAUUGGGUCCGCUGUGAACCAGAACGACUCCACCUACGCGGAUUACCCCGUCCUACAGAAGCUUGAGGUCCCCUUCAACUCCAGCCGCAAAAUGAUGUGCACGGUACACAAGCUGAAGAGGGACAACUUCUUUGGCGACAUCAACCUUUCGCGAGGCGGCGACGUGUUCACUCACGUGGCCACACUGAAGGGAGCGCCGGACAUGCUUUUCGACACAUGUAGACUAACGGUGAAACGAGAUGCCAACUUAUGUAAAGUAGACUGGGAGUCACUUGGUAACGGUAACCUAGAGUCGCAGAUGGCCUCGGUGCACGCGGCGAACAGCGAGCUUAGCAGCAGGGCUCUUCGGGUACUGCUGGUGGGCAUCUUCCCGCUGACCGACAAUGAUUUGGAGUCUCUGCGCCAGUGCCAAGAUUCAGAUGAAAGGUUGAAGUGGCUGCUUGGCGGAGGCAACAACGGCGGAUCGCCCUUGGUGCUUCUAGGGUGCGUCGGAAGCCUUGACCCGCCCCGCUUCGGUGUCAAGAAUGCAAUUGAAACUUGCGUCAAGGCCGGCGUGCGUGUGGUUAUGAUCACCGGUGACCAGAAGCGUACUGCGGCUGCCAUUGGAAAGGAGAUCGGGUUGUUUAACCAGUUCGACCACCUGGGCGACGAGGAGACUGGUGUUCUCGAGUGCAGCAAUAUGCACAUCAACAACGACCACUCCGCCGAGUACCUUCCUGAAGAGGCCAUUGAUGCAUACACCGCCAAAGUUUCGGUGUUUUGUAGAGCGCAACCUGAAGAUAAGGUGGCCAUUGUGGAGUCUUUAAAACGCCAGGGAUACCUGACCGCCAUGACCGGCGACGGUGUGAACGACGCCCCGGCGCUUAAGACGGCGGACAUUGGUGUCGCCAUGGGAAUAAACGGCACGGAUGUUGCAAAGGGUGCCUCUGACAUGGUUCUGUUGGAUGACAACUUCUGCACCAUCGUCAGCUCUAUCGAGUCCGGGCGUACCAUCUACGCAAACAUCCAGAAAUUCGUGUCCUUUUUGCUUGGUACCAACAUUGGAGAAAUCAUGUACUUGACCGUGUCCAUCCUUAUGAGGACGCUACCUCCCGUGGAAGCGCUGCAGAUCCUCUUCCUCAACUUCGUCACCGACGGGUGUCCCGCCGUGGCGCUGUCCCGUGAGCCCUCGGAUGCCGACGUCAUGACUAAGAAGCCGCGCCCGCCAAAGCAGCCGAUCAUGACCCGUGACUGGUGGCUGUACGGUAACUUGCCGCACACGAUCUUCGAAGCGGCAAUGGUUAUUUGCAGCAUCCUAUGCGCCUUGUACGUGUGCACUGGUGUCAUCUUCAUGGACGACAUACACAAGCAGUGCCGUUCUGUGACCCUCAGGGACUCCAGCGGCGUUGGCCACGAGUUUAUGUAUUUCUGCAAGUCGUACGAGUACCGUGUCGAGCCGGGCUACGUAGGCUGGGUCACAAACAUAAACUACUUCGACGUUAAGCACGGCAUGAUCAAGACCGCGUUGGGUGCUAUCAAGGGCAAACCCGAAAUACUGACACCGUAUAGCGAGGGGCUCUGGGGAGAAAUAGCCAAGAGUUUCGAGGGCAUUAACCCCGGCGAGGUCCCGGUGCAAUACAAGGACAAGCUGGAGCGUGACGAACAUGGAUGGUUCCGCCCAAAGAGCACCAUCACAGUCAGCGGUCGCGAUGACAAACCCUUCGGGGCUGCGCAUCGCGGCUUCUUCGACAUCACCGCGCGCAAAUCCACGCAAGCGCGCACUAUCUCGUUCAUCACAGCUGUGUGGUGCGAAAUGCUCCGCGCUUACACGGUGCGCAGCUGGGACUUCUUCUACCGCGUGUUCAACCGUAACCCCGUGAUGCACAUCGCCUGCGGUAUCUCAGCCACUGUAACCUUCGUCGCUACGGUGAUCCCCAAGUUCAACGAGAUCAUGCACCUUGUCUCGUUGCCGUGGUGGCAGUACCUCCUCGCCGUGGGGUUUGCCAUGGUGACGCUGGUGCUCGACGAGUGUGUUGCGAAAGUUUUGUACAAACGCUUUGCGAAGAAGUAA
This is a messenger RNA of Babesia ovata, 3792 nucleotides long. RefSeq names its product P-type ATPase4. The transcript has a single exon. Gene Ontology annotation, biological process: calcium ion transmembrane transport; intracellular calcium ion homeostasis; manganese ion transport. Gene Ontology annotation, molecular function: ATP hydrolysis activity; ATP binding; P-type calcium transporter activity. Bases 1 to 3792 code for a protein of 1263 amino acids. Lineage: Eukaryota; Apicomplexa; Aconoidasida; Piroplasmida; Babesiidae. The record is from RefSeq and is a predicted model, not a curated record. Gene Ontology annotation, cellular component: endoplasmic reticulum; plasma membrane.